Molecule: messenger RNA, 1271 nt
Organism: Rhineura floridana
Lineage: Eukaryota; Metazoa; Chordata; Lepidosauria; Squamata; Rhineuridae
Product: major histocompatibility complex class I-related gene protein-like
Exons: 1
Coding region: 1-1092 (363 amino acids)
Biological process (GO): immune response
Cellular component (GO): external side of plasma membrane
Source: RefSeq, a predicted model, not a curated record
AUGGGGCUGCUUCAAUGGCCCGUUUUGCUCCUGCUGGGGCCUGCUGCCUUCCUGCUGGGGGACUGUUCUGGCACUUCCUCCCACUCCUUUCUUGUAUUCUUAACGACUGUAUCAGAGCCUGACCAGGGACUUCCUCAGUUCACUGCUGUGGGGUAUGUGGAUGACCAGUCCAUUGGUCGCUAUGACAGCAACACAAAAAAAGUGCUGCCAUCAGUCUCUUGGAUGAAGGAGAUGGAGAAGGAGAGAGCCGAUUAUGGGAAGCGGCAGACCCAGAUCUUGCAAAAUGAAGAGCCAGAGUUCAGAGCGAACUUGGUAAUUCUGCAGAAUCACUUCAACCAGACUAGAGGGAUUCACACCUGGCAGUGCAUGUACGGCUGUGAGGUGGGCCCAGAAGGGCGCAAAGGAGGGUAUAUCCAGCACAGCUACAACGGGAGGGACUUCAUCAGCCUCGACAAGGAGACCCUCACCUGGACGGCGGCCCAGCCGGAGGCCCAAGUGACCAAGAGGUUGUGGGAUAGAGACAGGGCUUUUACCCAGCACUGGAAGGCGGCCCUGGAGGAGGAAUGCAUUGAGUGGCUGGAGGGUUACCUGCACUACGGGAAGGAGGUUCUGCAGAGGACAGAGCCACCAGUGGUGAAGGUGACGCACCAGGCGCACUCAGAUGGCAUGGAGACCCUCGUCUGCCGAGCCCACGGCUUCUACCCCAAGGAGAUCGAUGCUAACUGGAGGAAGGACGGAGAGGUCUGGGAGGAGGGCACCUUCCGUGGCCUCGUCGCCCCCAACUCAGACGGGACUUACCAUGCCUUGGUUGGCAUCCAAAUCAACCCAAAGGACAGGGACCUUUAUCAGUGUCAUGUGGAGCAUGACGGCCUAAAGGAGCCUCUGGAUGUGGCCUGGGAGGAGCCUGCAUCCAACAUCGCACUCAUUAUUGGGUGUGUUCUGGGGGCCAUCCUGCUGGUAGCAGCUGCAAUUGCUGGGAUCAUGUUGUACAGAAAAUGGCAGUCAGGAUUCAAAGAAGCGCCAACAAGUGGCCAAGGGUCUGACAACCAAGGGUCUGACAACUCCAGCAAGGGGAGCAACCUGGCCAUCUAGGAGCCCCAAAGCAGUAUGACCAACAAUGUCAGCACAACGCAGACAGCAGGGCUCCCAGUGCGAGAGGCGAGAGAGUAAGAAUGGAUCCUCUUCCUCUUUCCCAAAGCAUUUUAACUGUACUUUUUAACUUAUUAUAACUUAAUUGGAUUUUUGCACUGUAUUGUUUUUCUUACUGUAUU